CAGUUCACUGACUUUAAAAAUUAUGCUUUAACUGCCUCUCUCAAAGAGAAUCCUAAAUUAGAACGAUCCAUAGCUCUAUUCAACGGACUUUCCCAAUGGGUGCAGUGCAUGGUCCUCAACAGGACAACACCAGCUCAAAGGGCAGAGGUCAUUGUGAAAUUUAUUAAUGUGGCACAAAAACUUCGAAAUUUACAGAAUUUCAAUACUUUAAUGGCUGUGGUUGGUGGCCUAACUCACAGUGCUUUGGCUCGACUUAGCAAGACCAAUGCAUGUUUGUCUUCAGAUACACAGAAACUCCUCAUAGAAUUGACAGAAUUAUUGUCUACCAAUAACAAUUUUAGUAAUUACCGGCGCCAAUAUCUACAGUGUACGGGUUUUCGAGUACCUAUAUUAGGGGUUCACUUAAAGGAUUUGAUUUCACUUCAUACAGCCCUUGCUGACAAAGUUGAUGGGGUCUCCACCAGCUUAAUUCACUUCCGUAAAAUGGUUCAACUUUAUCAAAUCUUUAAAGAACUCACUUGCCUACAAAAUGAAAACCUUCCUCUUGAUACCAAUAUGGACCUUGUUAAUACUCUUCGGUUGUCUCUUGAUAUGCAUUAUACAGAAGAUAAUAUCUAUGAAUUAUCGCUCGCACGGGAGCCUCGGUCAUCAUUGAGUGCACCAGUUACUCCUACAAAGCCUGUUGUGUUCGCUGACUGGGUUGCAGGAGUAAGUCCACCAGAUGCUGAAACGAUAAACAAACACGUGCAUAACAUGGUGGAGGCUGUAUUCAAGAACUAUGACCACGACAAAGAUGGCUUCAUCUGUAAUGCUGAGUUCGAAGCAAUUGCAGGAAAUUUCCCAUUCAUUGAUUCCUUUUGUGUCCUUGAUGCUGACAAGGAUGGUAUGAUAAGCAAAUCCGAAAUGAAAACAUAUUUUAUACGUGCCAACUGCCAUUCACUGCGAAGCAGCUUCAAACAUGAUUUUCACGAGAAAACCUAUUUUCAACCAACAUUUUGUACUCAUUGUACUGGACUGCUUUGGGGCCUCAUUAAACAAGGAUGGAAAUGUAAAGAUUGUACCAUCAAUGUACACAAGCACUGUAAAGAUAUGGUUGUUAUGGAAUGUCGACCAAAGCUAAACAGCCCACGCAGGCAUGAUUCUGUUUUUAAUGAUUCUGAAUAUAGUUGUUAUAACAACAAGCACCGAAUGUUGCAUGAUUCAAAAUCUCAUCGUAGCACACAGACUGAUAACGAUCUUUUGUUAACGCCAAACGCAAAGCCACUGAGUGAGGCACCGGUAAAUGGGGAAGAAUUCUAUGAGGAACAAUCUCUCCUUUAUGACAGACUCUUGAAAGCUGAAGAAGAGCAGUGUAUUACGGAAGAAAUCCAGCUCGAGAAAAGAUGAUUGCGGAGAAUGCAUUUCUGAAAUCUUGUUUGGACAUGUCACUUGAGCAGAAUGUGACAUUGAAAUGUCAAAUUGGACUGAUUCGACAGCACACCAUUUCCUUCAUCCUAAACCAGAUGGACAUUUUACAUCUGUAUAAGGAAUCUGAA
Messenger RNA from Octopus sinensis (East Asian common octopus), 1535 nucleotides. Its product is annotated as RAS guanyl-releasing protein 1. The coding region runs from base 109 to 1386 and encodes 425 amino acids. Lineage: Eukaryota; Metazoa; Mollusca; Cephalopoda; Octopoda; Octopodidae. Gene Ontology annotation, biological process: Ras protein signal transduction; positive regulation of GTPase activity. Gene Ontology annotation, cellular component: plasma membrane. Gene Ontology annotation, molecular function: guanyl-nucleotide exchange factor activity; calcium ion binding. The transcript is spliced from 12 exons. The record is from RefSeq and is a predicted model, not a curated record.